This is a messenger RNA of Microstroma glucosiphilum, 1387 nucleotides long. RefSeq lists its product as hypothetical. NCBI's taxonomy places the organism in Eukaryota, Fungi, Basidiomycota, Exobasidiomycetes, Microstromatales, Microstromataceae. The transcript is spliced from 5 exons. The record is from RefSeq and is a predicted model, not a curated record. Gene Ontology annotation, cellular component: cytosol. Gene Ontology annotation, molecular function: L-allo-threonine aldolase activity. The coding region runs from base 96 to 1301 and encodes 401 amino acids. Gene Ontology annotation, biological process: L-threonine catabolic process; glycine biosynthetic process.
CUAUCUCCAUCCGCAGCUCCAAAGCCCAGUCCAGUAUCAGCAGAGCAUACGCUGCUUCGUCUUCCUCGUCUUCCUCCUCAUCCUCGUCUUCCGCAAUGCCUUCCUCUGCCUCUUAUCUAGGACCCACACCCGCGUCCAGCACACCCCGCUUCAAGCUGCCAGAAGUGUCCGGCCAUCGAGACGUACACGAUAAUGACGCCAAGCUGCUCAGCAUCAGUCGAGAUUUCCGUAGUGAUACAUUGACUAUCCCAACGGACAGUAUGAUGGAGGCGAUGAAGCUCGCCAGUAGGGGCGAUGACGUCUAUCAGGAAGACGAGACGACUACAUCCUUCCAAGCAUCCAUCAAUGCUCUCACAGGCAAGGAGGCCUCCCUCUUUGUCGUCUCCGGCACCAUGUCCAACCAGCUCGCCCUGCGCUCCCACCUUAUGCAACCGCCCUACUCCGUCCUGCUCGACGUACGCAGUCAUGUCAACAAGUACGAAGCAGGCGGGCUAGCCUUCCACUCUGGUGCUACCUCCAUUGCUCUCACGCCUAGCAAUGGCAAGUAUCUCCGCUGGGAGGAGGAUGUCCUGCCCAACUUGGUGGAAGAUGAUGGAGAUGUCCACUUUGCACCUACAAGGGUCGUCUCUCUCGAAAAUACUCUGGCAGGGAACAUUUUCCCGCAAGAGGAGAUUCUGAAGAUCUCAACGGGAUGCAAGGAGAGGGGAAUCAUCUUGCACUUGGAUGGAGCGAGACUGUGGAAUGUGGCGGCACAGACGGGAAUGUCUAUGGAGGAGCUCUGUGAGCCCUUUGAUACCGUCAGUCUCUGUCUCAGCAAAGGGCUUGGAGCGCCCGUGGGCAGUAUCCUCAUCGGCCCCCAGUCUAUAAUCCGGAAAGCCACCCACUUCCGCAAACUCUUCGGUGGUGGACUUCGUCAGACUGGUCCUGUAGUAGCAGCGGCUCGUGUAGCCCUCGAGGAGCAUUUUUACAAGCUCAAAGGAACUCAUGAAUUGGCAAAAUGGAUGGAAGGAGAGUUGCGGGAGUUGGGUGUGGGGAUGUUGCAGGAGGUGGAGACGAACAUGCUCUGGCUCGACCCCUCUCCCAUCGGCCUCAGCAACGCAGCAAUAAACGCCCGUCUAAAGGCGCUCCAUCCCACCCCCAUCAAGGCAGGUCUACCGCGCGUGGUGAUCCACCAUCAGACAGAUCCUGCUGCUGCGCGAGAGCUGGUGGAGGUGAUCAAGGAGAUGAAGCGCGAGAGGGAGAGCGGGAAGAGGGGAGAGGUGGUGGGGAAUGGAGAGAAGAAGGGGACAUAUGGUCGGUGAAGCCCCAGGCCCAGGCAGGGGCUGGAUAGGUUGGAAAUUGUUUAAAGACCAGCCUCCUGCUCCCUCAAUGCAUCUUCCGCAUCUGC